Lachancea fermentati is the source of this 417-nucleotide messenger RNA. The record is from the annotation of a GenBank genome assembly. Lineage: Eukaryota; Fungi; Ascomycota; Saccharomycetes; Saccharomycetales; Saccharomycetaceae.
AUGCCCACUUCCGUGCCCAUCCCUACAGAUGUGAUCAACUGGGAGAUUCUCAGUGAGAUCGUGUCCAUGGACGAGGACAAUCCCGACUUUUCCAAAGAGCUCAUUAUCCAGUACAUCGACCAGGCUGAAACCACGUUCGCGCACAUCGAGGCCGAGCUCGACGGCAGCUGCGAUCUCACGCAGCUUGCGUCUCUAGGCCACUUUUUGCGCGGCUCGUCCGCCGCGCUUGGGUUGCAGCGCAUCGCGUGGGCGUGCGAGCGUAUCCAGAACUAUGGCCGCAAGCGCGAGGGCGUGGUGUCGGGCCAGGAGGACGACGCGCAUUUCGCCGGUCUGAUCCGCCAGACUCUUGAGCAGGCGCGUCUCGAGUUCGCGGCUGUGCGCCGCGAGCUGUCCAAGUUCUACCACACGCAACUCUAG